CCAUUUGACCGGUCCCAGGCCAGGACACACUCUUCCAUGCUCUGGCUGUGCUGUGCUAGAGGCUGAUAAUUUUUCUCCAGGUAGAGUAAAAGAUCAAGGCACGAACUAUAUAGAUUUACAGAAAAUAGGCCAAAGAUUGAGAUUUUUUUGACACAAGCAAGUCCAGAGAACUUUUACCAUGUAUGGUUACCGGCGCUUAAGAAGCCCCAGAGAUUCCCAGACAGAACCGCAGAAUGACAAUGAAGGAGAGACCAGUUUGGCUACCACACAAAUGAAUCCACCCAAACGUCGCCAAGUGGAGCAGGGUCCCAGUACAGGUGCAAAAAAACCCUCAAUUUCAGGAGCUCCACACCUGAAUUCAUACCAGUCCCUGGAACUUCCCCAGAAGCAGCAGGAUUCUGGCACUGAGGAGCUCAUGAUAGUCCUGGAACAAGGGACAGAAGUGAGGUUGAGCCUGGAAGAGGUCAUCCUCAUCUUGGCCCCAGAGACAGUGCUGCAGCUGACCCUGGAGAACACAGUCCUUGUGAUUGUCCCUGAGCAUGUCCUGAGGUCAGAAGAUGGCCUGCAGUCCCCUGUGCAGAUCCAGUACAUCAUACCUUCCGUUGAUGACUUCAGCUUGGAGUUCCAUGCUCAAGAUGGAGACAUCUCAGACAUGAGAAGAGAGAAUGUGCCUUUUUCACCUGCAGAAGAAGGGAAGGCAGCACCCCUGUAUCAGCAGCCCUUGAUGAUACCCCAAGCAAACCACAUGGCUGGGAUCAGCCCUUCUUUCCUAGUAACCCCAUUGUGCAUUCCACGCUGUCGGGCAGCCUUCCCCCAAUGCUACCCUCUACCACCCACACCUAGUCCCGUGGGACGCCCUAGACCAGCCGACUCCAGUUUCAGCCUGCAUGGUAUGGAGCUCUUGUGCACCUCCUCCCUCAGACCUAUGCCCCCUUCACCAAGUCCUGGUCCCCAGGUCUAUCACAUUCACCAUAGGCCUCCCAGCAGGGCACGGAGAUGUCUCUUUAGGAAGUGAUUUAACCCAAGAGCCACCCCCUGCAUUGAUAGGUCAGAGAUUGUCCAGAUCCUUAGUCAGUGCAUUCUCUGAAAUGUGGAGAGAAAGUAAUUUGACCACUUGCUUGCCCUUUGCUGUUCCCCAUCAUCAACCACUGUCUUCAACAGCGGAGGGUCCCAGAUGCUGCAGGGAGGGGGAGAACUGCAGGGAGUUCAAAUAAAACAUUCACAUUUCACUUCACACACACUGUCCCUUAGACUUUCUCUUCCUAUUUAAGCACAUACAUCCAACCACACUCAAUCAAAUCCCUGACUGCUCCAUGUGAGAGUUCUGCUUCCAGCAUGACGUGGUCUGAAAGUUCAUCUGAAGACAGCUGCUCACUCCCGGGGGCUAACACCGCCCCUUGCAUGCUGAUGUCCUUGUAGUCAUUGGUCUGAUGCCACAAUAAAUAAUUCCUAAGGCUGGUGCUCUAUUUCUGCCCUGAGACUCUCCCCUUUUUCUCCAAGCUGUGCCCCAUUCCUUGUCUUAGUCCAGGUUCCCUACACUCCCCAGGCCAAUGCUUUUGAAUAAAUCUUGACGUCAUUGAAUGAA
Messenger RNA from Homo sapiens (human), 1585 nucleotides. It is a transcript of the gene PRR23D1, whose product is annotated as proline rich 23 domain containing 1. The record is from RefSeq and is marked validated. Lineage: Eukaryota; Metazoa; Chordata; Mammalia; Primates; Hominidae.